AUGUUCAAAGGCCUCGUGCCAGGCCUCUCCAGGCGUGUGCAGCCCACCCCGAAAAGGUCCAAAUCCGUCCUCUGCUCAACUAACACGACUUACGCCAACAAGCAGACUAACGCCACAAUCAAGAUCAAUAUGGCAGACAACGUCUUCAUACUCAAAGAGUACAACAAUGUCCCGGUCACGGCACAGGGCCUGAAGAGGGACCAGCUGACCCAAUGGCCUCCCUUCAAGAACUGGAUCUCGACUCUUUCCCACUCUAUCUCGCUCCAAGCGCAACCUUCGCACCCCUUCCACAAAAGCCCCUACCGGCUCAAGGACAUCACCAUCGAGUCCUACACCCUAUUCGGGGCCAACAACAUCGGAUUCCUCAAGCUCAGCGCAAAUGUCUCCACCGCCGACGGCAAGAGCCGCCUCCCCGGCACUAUCUUCCUGCGCGGGCCCGCAGUCGCAAUGCUCGUGGUGCUCAUCCCGGACGAUGUCCAGCCCGCCGACGCCGACGCGCUGGACGAGGCCUACGUGCUGCUGACCGUCCAGCCGCGCCUCCCCACCGGCAGCCUAGGCUUCGUGGAGCUGCCCGCCGGCAUGAUCGACGGCGACAGCAACUUCGCCGGCGUCGCGGCCAAGGAGAUCGAGGAGGAGCUCGGCAUGGUCAUCAAGCAGACCGAGCUGACCUGCCUGACCGACAAGGUCGGCGAGAUCAGGCGCGCGCGCAAGGCCACGAAGGGGCCCGUCAGCAAAAACACGCGCAAAUCGGCCGGGGCCGAGAACAUACCGUUUGCCAUGUACCCGUCCGCCGGUGGCUGCGACGAGUACAUCAAGAUCUUCUCACACGAGAGGCGCGUGCCGAGGAGCACGCUGCACGAGUGGGAGGGCAAGUACGGGGGUCUGCGAGACCAGGGAGAAAUGAUCACCCUCAAGGUCGUGCCCCUGGCCGACCUCUGGCUGGAGGGCGCCAUGGACUCCAAGGCUUUGGCCGCAGUGGCACUCUACGGCAAGGUCAAGCAGUGGGAGAGGCAGCAGGCAAAGUGA
Diaporthe citri is the source of this 1026-nucleotide messenger RNA. RefSeq lists its product as uncharacterized. The transcript is spliced from 2 exons. NCBI's taxonomy places the organism in Eukaryota, Fungi, Ascomycota, Sordariomycetes, Diaporthales, Diaporthaceae. Gene Ontology annotation, biological process: nucleoside phosphate metabolic process; ribose phosphate metabolic process. The record is from RefSeq and is a predicted model, not a curated record. The coding region runs from base 1 to 1026 and encodes 341 amino acids. Gene Ontology annotation, molecular function: ADP-glucose pyrophosphatase activity; ADP-ribose pyrophosphatase activity.